GCAUCCGAUAGCCCGAUAACGUCAGCAGGCCAGGUGAAAUUGCAUUGAAAUAUAUGAAAUCCAGCUAGUCUUACAUAUUUAAGAAAUAAAAGCCAGGCUGCUGUAUUGAGGGGGCCCUGCGUAAGUAAGUGCGUCCAAAAGCAUCGACCGGAAAAACAAGCGAAUCGGAAUCGACCGGUAUAUCCGGAUCCGCACCCGCACCGGCUGCCAGCACUAGACUUACGCAUAACGCCGCUUAAGUUCAGUAUUCUGUAAGGAAUAGGUCGGUCUCCCGUUAACCAUGGCAACGGUGGCCCUGCUCUCACGGCAGCGCCUAUUCGCCUGCUCCUUGCGGCUAUGCGGUGGCGCCCACUCCAGGUGCCUGACGGCGAUGGCCAGAACCACGAGUCCGCCCAGCGAUUCGUGGCCGCUGAGGAAUUGCCGAAACCAGAUUCUGCCCACCGCCACCAUCCGCUUCAACCACAAGUCUGCCAACCCGACGGCGACGGCUGCUUCACCUCCCGCAGUCAACAGUUCCUCCGCAGGCGACAAGGAUGCGAAGGCGACCAAUAGCACUUCGUCCAGUGAUCUUUUCGGCGAGGCGGCCAACAUGGGUCUGUUCGCCAAGUUCAAGCACAUGUACAAACAGUACUGGUACGUGCUUAUCCCGGUGCAUGUCCUCACGUCAGUGGGCUGGUUCGGAGGCUUUUACUACCUGUCUAAGAGUGGCGUUGAUGUGCCCGCUCUGCUGCAGUACGUACACCUGAGUGAGAACAUAAUUGAGAAGGUACAGGGCUCGGAUAUGGGCCACUAUGCCAUCGCCUAUCUCUGCUACAAAGUGGCCACGCCCCUGCGCUACGCCCUCACUUUGGGCUGCACCACAGUGUCCAUUAAGUACCUGGUGCAACAUGGCUACAUCAAGCCCAUGCCCACCAAAAGCGAACUGAUCAAGAUGUACGAGAACAAAAAGGCCACGCGGGCCAGUGCCAAGGCGGACAAGGCCGAGAAGGACGAGAGCAAAUGAUCCUUGGCCACGGGCGAGGACGCUACCACUUCGGCGGAGUCGUCGCCGUUGCCACAGUCGCAAGAUCCCAAACCAUCGCCACCGCUGCUGCCAUUGUCAAUACUCCAAAGGAUCGGCGAUCAGCAGCGACCGACCGACAGCAAGCGGCGUGCAGUUAACCUGUUGUCUUUUUUGUUAAACUGUCGUCGCUCUUGCUGGCACUGGUGCUUAAGAAACCUAACUCUUGUCCGGAAUCACAGGCGAUCACAAAAGCAGCACCCUUCGCACUGAGUUACAGAUGCAGACACGCCCACAUCCACACCCACAAUCCCACGAAUUCCGAUUAAGAGACACCCUUGGAGGUGUAUAAAUAAUUUACCUAGUUUCUGUUAGUUACAAAACCGCUGGACUUCACCAUACAAAAUUUAAACAUACCCAAAAUAAUCCUCAGGACUUAAGGUGCGAAGUAGUUAUUUAAAGAUAUAUUUUUUAAACUUGAGAAAAUUGUCGCAAAACAAUAAUUUAAAUUUUAUUAUAUUUAAAUACAAAUAAAUUGAAGCAGACACCCCAAUUCAAGGGCGUAACUUGAAUCGCCCAAAUGGGGUUGCGAAUUGUUGACGUAUUUAUAA
Drosophila subpulchrella is the source of this 1611-nucleotide messenger RNA. RefSeq lists its product as uncharacterized. The transcript is spliced from 3 exons. Bases 281 to 1003 code for a protein of 240 amino acids. NCBI's taxonomy places the organism in Eukaryota, Metazoa, Arthropoda, Insecta, Diptera, Drosophilidae. The record is from RefSeq and is a predicted model, not a curated record. Gene Ontology annotation, cellular component: mitochondrion.